CUCACCAAACCAUUUGCCUCUCUUCUCUCUCUCACUGCCCCCGUGUGUGUUUCUUGGGACUACGACCUGCUAGCUGCUGCGCUGGUCUCCACGGUUCCCUGCACAGAGCAACGAUAGAACCGGGGCAGGAGGCGUGAAAUGUAAGCAAGGAACACACUCAGCUGAAGCUGCAGAGAAGUUGUCGCGGAGAAUCGUUUUCACCAUGAAGUUCAUGAAGCUUGGCUCCAAGCCGGACGCCUUCCAGACCGACGGCACCGACUCCAGAUAUGUGCUGUCCGACCUUCCGUCAGAUAUUGUUGUCCGUGUCGACGAAGCAAAGUUCUAUCUGCACAAGUUCCCUCUUCUUUCCAAGAGUAGCUUGUUACAAAGGCUGAUAAUCGAGGCCAGUCAGAACGGCACUGAUGAUGUUGUCAUACAAGACAUUCCUGGUGGAGUGAAAACCUUUGAAAUCUGCGCAAAGUUCUGCUAUGGCAUGGUUGUGACCCUAAAUGCAUAUAACGUUGUCGCAGCAAGGUGUGCAGCGGAGUACCUUGGGAUGACCGAGGAUGUUGAUAAGGGCAAUCUGAUAUUUAAGAUCGAAGCGUUCCUGAAUGCCGGCAUCUUCAGAAGCUGGAAAGACUCGAUCAUAGCGCUACAGACCACUGAUGCAUUGCUACCAUGGUCUGAGGAGCUAAAGUUGGUUGGAAGAUGCAUAGAUUCUAUUGCUACCAAAGCUACCGUUAACCCGUCAAAUGUGAUGUGGUCAUACACCUACAACCGGAAAUCUGCGUCUUCUGAUGAGAUAGUUGAAGCUCGCAAAAGCUCACAGGCGGUUCCGAAGGACUGGUGGGUUGAAGAUCUGUGUGAACUGGAUGUGGACCUCUAUAGGCAUGUCAUGGUUGCAGUUAAGUCCAGAGGAAGGAUCCCUUCUGAUGCAGUUGUAGAAGCUCUCAAGGCUUAUGCUGCUAGAUGGCUUCCUGAUUGCUGCGACACACUGGUUGACGAUGUCUACUCCUCCACGUACAAGCAUCUGCUUGAAACAAUCGUUUGGCUACUGCCCUCGGACAAGGGAUCGUUGGGAUGCUCGUGCCGGUUCUUCCUGAAGCUUCUGAAAGUCACUGUCCUGAUUGGAGCCGGAGAGCUCCUGAAGGAAGAACUCAUGGACAGGAUUGUCUUGCAGUUACACAAAGCUUCAGUCAAUGAUCUUCUGAUCCCGUCCAAGCCGCCAGCUCAGACCACUUACGAUGUUCAACUUGUUCAGACACUUAUCAGUAGAUAUAUGAGGCGCGCCGGAGUAGCUGAAGAUGGGAUCUUUCUCAACAACCUUGACCAGGAGAUGUUUGAGACAAACUUAGAUCAUGAAUCUUUGCUGUCAUUAUGCAAGCUCGUCGACAGGUACUUAGCUGCGGUUGCCUCCGAUCCGAAUCUGACAGUCUCUAGCUUUGUGGGCUUGGCGACUUCCAUGCCUGAAUCAGCUAGACCUUCGCAUGAUGGAUUGUACACCGCUAUCGACAUCUUUCUGAAGUUGCAUCCCAGCCUACCCAAGAUGGAGAAGAGGAAGAUCUCCAGCCUGAUGGACGUCAAGAAGCUGUCCAAGGAGGCGUGCAUCCACGCGGCGCAGAACGACCGCCUCCCGCUCCGCGUCGUGGUCCAGGUCCUCUUCUUCGAGCAGCUGCGCGCCGCGGGAGCCGCCUCGGCCACGGGCGGCGCAGCCAACGGCGGCAGCGUGGCUCGGUGCAUGUUGCGCCUGGAGAACGACGACUGGAAGGAGGGCCGCGCGCUGCCGGAGCCCCCGACCCCCGGCGCCCUGAAGAAGCAACUGGGGAGCCUGAAGCUGGCCGACCAGUGUGACGACGAUGGCGGGCGGCGGCUGGUGGCGAGGAGCAGCGCCGCCAACCAGAGCAGCAGGCUGUCUCUGUCGUCGCGGUCGCGGAGGAUCUUUGACAAGCUGUGGGUCGGCAGCGGGAACCUGCCCGGGGAGGCCGUCGUCGGCAAGGGGUCGGAUACAUCCGGGAGCUCGCAGAGCCCGCGGUCGUCGGCGAAGCCGCUGGAGUCCAAGUCGUCCAGCUCGUCGUCGAGGAACCGGCGGUACUCGGUCUCGUAGGCUGGAGGCUGCUGUACAGAGGAAGGAGGAGCCUGGUCCGUCGUGAACGAUGAACUGCUGCUAACCUUCACAGUUGGUGUCUGUGCUGACGUGCUGUAGUCGUCUCUUUUCCGAAGAACAUGUUCAGACGUGCUUGGGGGCGUGCAGCUAUGCAGCUAGAAAACUUUUCUCUAUCUCCAAAUUCCAAUUGCUCUGAUCUGGGGUAAUGACCUUUUUUCUGUGACAGACUUAACAGUUAUUCUUAAGCUUAACUCGGUGAUCUGGGCAAUUCUUUAA
Molecule: messenger RNA, 2359 nt
Organism: Phragmites australis (common reed)
Lineage: Eukaryota; Viridiplantae; Streptophyta; Magnoliopsida; Poales; Poaceae
Product: BTB/POZ domain-containing protein NPY1-like
Exons: 4
Coding region: 203-2083 (626 amino acids)
Molecular function (GO): protein binding
Source: RefSeq, a predicted model, not a curated record